This is a messenger RNA of Apis florea (little honeybee), 2830 nucleotides long. RefSeq names its product neurogenic locus protein delta (gene Delta). Gene Ontology annotation, molecular function: calcium ion binding. Lineage: Eukaryota; Metazoa; Arthropoda; Insecta; Hymenoptera; Apidae. The record is from RefSeq and is a predicted model, not a curated record. Gene Ontology annotation, cellular component: cell surface; plasma membrane; signaling receptor complex. Gene Ontology annotation, biological process: cell communication; Notch signaling pathway; multicellular organism development.
GAGGAUAUAAAGAUGAAGGAGGAGGAGGAAGAGAAAGACAGGCGCCCCGAGGAGUCUCCACGACAGACAAGCAGGCAGGCAGGCAGGCAAGCAAGCAGGCAGGCAAGCAAAGCGGGCAAGAAGUCCGCACGAGUGGCUGGGGUGUCGUACGGAGGCUAUGGUGGUGGGGGUGGGCGCGUGCAGCCGGCCUGCAGCUGCCUCUUUUACCAUCCUCUUCCCCUCGUUUCCCUCGCCCAAAUUCCCCGUACCCCUCUAGAGUUCCACACGUCGUACCACCGGCGCAGCCGCUACCCACCACCCCUCUAGUUGGCCAACCCCUCCCGUCGGGGGCCUGGCGGGACCACAAUUAUAAGUAGGGGUGCUCCCGGCUUACUACCUCCAGUCGAGGGUUGCACGCCGUGGUGUGGACGCGCGGAUACAUAGCCCGUCGUUCCGCAAACUCGAAGCGCACGCGUGUACGGGAACGAGAGAGAGAGAGAGGAGAGGAUUUCAGUUAAGAGGAAGACGGACUAUAGUUUACUAUUCUCUGCUAUCCAAGGAUAUAUUCCCCCGCAUUGCCGUUGCAGAGGGAGAAAGAUAGAAAGUAUAGAAGGGGAUAGAAGGGGAUAGAAGAGGCGCGCGCACUGACACCGUAUAGUUAACACGAUUCAACGUCCCGAAGUUCCUAUACGGUCAUCGUGCACGCGAAAGCAACCGAGAUCGGACUCGCCAUCUGUCGAUCGCGCGUUGCUAGUGUUUCGUGAGCAGUCGAUGGUUAUAGUGAUUCCCCGAGUGGCCACAGUGUGGCGCUAGUGUUGCCUAUUAGUGGCGCGGAAACACGUUCGACGAAUAUAUACAGCUUUUUCAGUGGGAGUUAUACGAUCGUGUACACACGUAUAUACGGUGUACAUAUCGAGAGAACGGAGAAGGAUAGGAGUGCAUUUAAUAGGACACAGAGCGAGAUCAAGCUGUACUCGUAUACGGACGUAUGUACGCACACGAUUAAGGAGUACUUUCACAAAGGAAAAUACGGGCUUACUGGCACCGGUACCACGAUCAAGGGGCGCAUCUCUGGAUCCAGUAGUAGCUCAGCUGCGGAGUAGUGCCUUUCGUGCCGGUUCUCUAUAGUGUGUAACUUCUCCUGCUUUCCCCCCUCCCUUUAGCUCUACGAAAACUUUUCCCCUCUGUCGGUGUGCGAAGGCAAAAGCACAUUGACUCUCCCGUUCGUCUUUGACUCGUCACACACUGUGAGGGUAUCCUCGCUCCACCUCCACCUUUGCCUGUACACCACUACCCUUCUCUUCUUCCUCCUACUCUUUUCUCCAUCACCACCUCUACCACCACCACCACCUCUACCACCACCACCACCACCACCACCACUAGCAUCACUUCUCCUCUCGUGCUACUCUUGCCGGCGGUCUCCGAGGGAAUAUUCCUCACGGUUCGUCGACGGCCAGUCAGUGCGCGACUCGUCGUUGUUGCGACGGUUGGCGAGGAGGAGAGUGUUGUAUACGUGCCUUUUCGUGGAAAAUUAUGCUCGUGGCGGAUUGUCGUGCUCCUCGUCGACGUAGUGGCUCGUGUACCGCGAAUGAACGCUCGACACGAGCGUAGUUGUGAGAUUUUUAAUAUCGAUCAAAGAGCUGACGAAAAUAAAAAAAAGAUUAUCGAGUACACGAUCUGUCUACUAUAUUAUACAUAUAUAUACACACAUAGAGACAGGGAAAGAACCCGGAGAGAUAUUCAAAUCAUCAUCCAACGAAUAGAAAGAGAGAGGCGUCGCCCGAAGGAUCGCAAACCAUCAGUGUGUUUUUCAUAGAUCCUACGCGCAAAAGUAUUUAUCCCAUACCCUGUUGGACGAAGCUGUUCUACGACUCUCGGCGUCCCACGGAUAAUGGAAUAAAGUGUGUCACAGUGUUCAGUGAUCGCGCGUGAUUUUCUAAUAUUCUCGCGGCUACCGUGAUUAUCUCUUUGCCACCGGAUAUACAUGAAUAUAAAUAAAUAAAUAAAUAAAUAUAUAUAUAUAUAUAUCAACGUCAUUUUUUUCUGAGUGUAUUAUACAGUGUGCUACAGACCAGCAGAAGUGACCGCGCGGAUCAUCCGUGAGUUAGCUUCGUUUCGACUUUAUUUUUUUUUUUCAUUUUGCGUGAAGUAUAAGCCGGCAAUAAGUUUUCUUCGACACAUAUUGAAACAAGGAUUACGUAUCGACAUCUUGACGAAAUCGACCGACGAAAGAAGGAAAACAGUGUGUGUUGAAGGAAUACAGUAGCUCGUACCUUCUACGUACGGUGGCUAUGCAGCCUCGCGAAAUUACGGCGAGGAGGUAACGCCGACGAGCACACCAGAGCACCACGGUCCACACACUUCCGCCGACGACGCAUCGGCGGCGUGUAAACAUCGAACGAAACAACCACCAAACAUGUGGACCACGAUGCUCGUGUGGACGGCCGCCGUCGUGCUUCUGCCAGCACCCCGAGCGGUAAAUGCUUCUGGGGUGUUCGAGUUGAGGCUGAAGUCAUUCGUGAACGAGUAUGGAAAAGACAGUCUUGGCAAGUGCUGUUCAGGCAGCACUUCCAAGACUGGCGAGUGCUCAGGCGUUUGUAAGACCAGGUUCAGGGUCUGCUUGAAACAAUAUCAAGUGAAGAUCGACACGACGACGCCGUGCACAUACGGCGACGUCGUCACACCCGUUCUGGGCGAGAACAUCGUUAAUCUCAGCCCCAAUGUCGCCAUUCCAGGCUUCACUAAUCCCAUCAGAUUUCCAUUCGACUUCACGUGGCCGGGCACAUUCUCGCUGAUAGUGGAGGCUUAUCACGACGCAGACAACACGACACAACACUCGAGCGGUAAGUAA